Molecule: messenger RNA, 321 nt
Organism: Acanthamoeba castellanii str. Neff
Lineage: Eukaryota; Discosea; Longamoebia; Acanthamoebidae
Exons: 3
Coding region: 1-321 (106 amino acids)
Source: RefSeq, a predicted model, not a curated record
AUGUCUCAGGGUGAAGAAGAUGAGAGGUACUACCAGGUGGCCGCCGUUUUCAAGAAGUUCGGCCAGCCCAACGCUCAGUUCCCUAAGGACCUCGACCUUGAGUACACUGAGCUUCAGAAGCACGUCGCUGCCAUGGGCGGCCUCGGCACUAACAUGGUGUUCUACGCCGAUCCGUUCAUCAAGGCCGGAACGCAGAUUACGCUCAUCAAUGACUACUGGCAGGAGGUCAACCCGCAGAUGAUCACCUACGACCGCAUCAAGAGCGAGGUUCAGGGCGAUGACGCUGCGCACAGCUCCCACACAAAGGUCGCUGGCUGGUAA